UUCAACUUUUCAAGUGAAUUAAAACAUUUGCGUAGGGAAUUCACAUUUAAUAUAACAAUUUCCUGUAAUGAACAAAAAUCGUUUAGUACCAACCGGGGAUGUGGGUGAAAAUGCUGAUAACAAUCAAAUAUUUGUGGGAUCCCCUUUAGAGUAUCAGGCAUUUUUAAAACCUAAUGUUAAACCGGAAGAAGAGAUUAUAGACGCAUGUAGCGAUGAACAUUUAGAAGCUAAUGAUUCAGCGGAGGAAAAACAUCUUAGUAGUGUGUGUAAUUUUUUCAGCAAAUAUGCGUUGCACUCCAUGAACGAUGUGGCUCGAAUGGAAGAAAAUUUUCAUAGCUUGUCAAACGAUGACCAACUCCUACUUAUGGAAAAUAUAACAGAUCGAAUUGAUAAUAUUAAAAAAUGUGUGUUAGCGAAUCAAAAAUUUCUUAACUUACUUAUUUCGGAUCAAUCUCAAUGCUGCCAUAUAGAACAACAUGCUGAAUCUUUAGUCAAUCAAGAAGAAAGUAAUGAAGAUGAAAAGACCAAGCAAAAGAACUGUACUUCCAUUUCUUCCAAAUCUGUGGAUACCAGCCUGGAAAAUUGCGAUUUUUAUACUUUAAAAGAAAAUUUAAAAGACACAUGUGAUUCAGAAAAGUUAGAACAUGAGAUAUCUCUUCCAAAUUGUCAUUUAAAGGAUACGAAACCAAACAUCCAUCAUUUUCACAAUUAUGAAACAUCCGAAUUCAUCCGUAAUAAUAAUAUAUCAAAAGUUCGAAGUACUUUACGACAAUUCGUUCGUGAUUGGUCUACUGAUGGAGCUGCAGAACGUCAAACUGCUUAUUUGCCGCUUUUAAAUGCAUUAGAACAGGAGAUUCCUUUAAAACCCUUUAUUGAAAAAAAUAAAAGGCUACCAAGAGUCUUAUGUCCAGGAAGUGGACUGGGUAGACUCCCAUUUGAAGUAGCCAAAAGGGGUUACGGCUGCCAGGGCAAUGAAUUCUCAUUUUUCAUGUUAUUGGGUUCUAGCUUUGUUCUAAACUCAAAAAUUAAAACAAACUCGUUAACCAUUUUUCCGUACUGUUUAUGUACUUCAAAUCGAAUGCGUCAUGAAGAUCACCUUGUAGCUGUCAAAGUACCAGAUGUUUGUCCCCUUGAUUGGAUUCAGGUUGGACAUGAUUUUUCUAUGUGUGCUGGAGAAUUUGUCGAGGUGUAUUGGGAACAAGAGAAACAAUGGGAUGCAGUUUUAACUUCUUUUUUUAUAGAUACUGCUAAAAACGUAUUUCAGUAUAUUCGAACUAUAGCACGACUAUUACCACCUGGAGGUUUAUGGGCGAACGUUGGCCCUUUGCUUUACCACUUUUCAGAUAUGCCUAAUGAAAUAUCUAUUGAAGUGUCAUAUGAAGAAAUUCGCUCAGUUAUUAAAAAAUAUUUUACUAUUUCAAAAGAAUCCUGGAUAAAAUCUACAUAUACAGUCAACCCAUCAUCUAUGAUACAGGUGUAUUAUAAUUGUAUUCAUUUUAUUGCUAUUCGUAAUAAUAUACCGUUUGAGGGAAAGUCCAAUGUAGUUUACGAGUAAAAUUAUCUCGCAAUCUAGUAAAAUUCGAUUGCAAACGAAAUUUUCUUCCAUUUCCACUUC
Messenger RNA from Hylaeus volcanicus, 1615 nucleotides. Its product is annotated as carnosine N-methyltransferase-like. The coding region runs from base 68 to 1555 and encodes 495 amino acids. The transcript is spliced from 8 exons. The record is from RefSeq and is a predicted model, not a curated record. Gene Ontology annotation, molecular function: S-adenosylmethionine-dependent methyltransferase activity. Lineage: Eukaryota; Metazoa; Arthropoda; Insecta; Hymenoptera; Colletidae.